Papilio machaon (common yellow swallowtail) is the source of this 4219-nucleotide messenger RNA. RefSeq lists its product as uncharacterized. The transcript has 22 exons. Gene Ontology annotation, molecular function: protein binding. NCBI's taxonomy places the organism in Eukaryota, Metazoa, Arthropoda, Insecta, Lepidoptera, Papilionidae. Bases 107 to 4219 code for a protein of 1370 amino acids. The record is from RefSeq and is a predicted model, not a curated record.
AAACAUCGGUGCUGUUCUGUCGGCUGAUAAUAUUUUGUAAAGCAAUUUGUAUUGUUAUGAAAAUGUGCUGUGAUAUAACUAAUAGUAAUCAAUCAAGUUAGUCAAAAUGGGAAGUUUAAACAUAGCAGAGUGGUCACCGGACCAGGUGAUGGAUUGGCUGUCUGGGCUGGGGCCCACUGUGGCGGGCUACGUGCCGGCGCUCCGCCAGCGCGGUCUGGACGGCGCCAAGCUGCUCACCCUCCGAUGUGAUGAUCUUGAAUAUCUCGGAAUUCACAUUAUCGGGCACCAGGAGCUGCUGCUCGAAGCAGUCGAACACUUGCGGAACUUUCAGUACGAGGUGUCGCGCGAGUGCGUGCAGCAGCUGGCGCUGCGCGUGUCGGGCGCGGCGACCUCGCUGGCGCGCGCGCUGCGCCACGCCGCCGACGCGCGCCUCGAGACGCACUCGCUGGCGGACGUGGCGCGCACCGUGCACGCAGUCAAGCCGCUCGUCUGCUGGCUCGACAGGUGGGCGGGCACAGGCGUGGCGCUGGGCGAGCGCAAGGCGGCGCUGCUCAAGCUCGCGCUGGAGGCGGCCACGUGCGCGCAACGAGACCGCUUCGCCGAGCAGCCCGCGCGCGCUGUCGCCGCAGCCGCCGCCGCCGCCGCGCAGCUCGCCGACUACAUCAUACAGGACGUGUCGGACCCGAUGAUCCUGCAGCCGGCCUCGCUGGACACGGUGACGCUGCGGCAGGGCGCGCGCGCGCUCGGCUUCGAGGUGCUGCCCUCCUUCUGCGGCCAUCACCAGCUCGCCCACAUCCGCUUCGGCUCGCCCGCGCACGCCUCGGGCGCCGUGCACGACGGGGACGAGAUCGUGCAGGUGGGCGGGCAGUGCGUCAUCGGCUGGAGCGGCGAGGCGGUGGAGCGGCUGUGUGCGCGCACUGCGGCCGCGGCGCCCGGCGGCGACCUGCCGCUGCGUCUGCGCAGGCGCGGCGCCGCGAGACCCGCCCGCACCCCGCCCCUGCACGCCCCCCGCCGCGCCCGGCGCCGCCCCCCGCCCCCCGCCGACCUCCUCCUGCACAGAUACGAGUUGAAGGUCCCCGAGUUGACCGGAGGCGAGGAGCGCGGGAGGGGCUCGGAGGGCGCGGCGCCGGGCGGGCAGUCGGGCGCGGCGGGCGGGCGCCCGGUGGAGACUGGGGGCGAGCAGGCGGGCGCGGAGCAGGCGCCCGCCUCGUCCUCGGACGAGAGCGAGCCGCUGUCGCCGCCCGCCUCGCCCACGCACCUGCACCUGGACGGCGCCAGGAUGUACGGGGAGCGGCCGCGGGGCGCGGCGCGGCGCCGGCACAGCGUGAGCGGCGGCAGCCCGCCCGCGCGCCGGCACCACCUCGCACUGCACCGGUUCUGGCAGGAGCUGCAGCAGCGGCGCUGGGAGCGCGGCCACAGCCCGCCGCCGGAGGACGCCCUCUACCGCCGCGACAAGGCGGUGUCGUACAGCACCGGGCUGGAGCUGUCGCCGCGCCCGCGCACCUGCCUGGGCGUGCCGCCGCGCGCGCCCCCCGCGCCCACCGCGCCCACCGCACCCCCCGCGCCCCCUACGCCCUCCUCGCCCUCCGCACCCCGCGGCAAGCUCGACAAGAGCCACUCCACGCCCGCCUACGACUUCGACGGCUCCCCGCCGGAGCCCCCUCUCGCCGCGCAGACCAUCCCCGAGUCGCCCACCACUCCCACCGACGGGCCCCCCCUGCCGCCCUCGGAGAAAGCCGGACAGAUCCUAGACUUCAAGAAGUCCAGCUGCCAGAUCGGCGAGGCCAUCCUGCAGCAGCGCAGCCGGCGGCACGAGGCCCGCAACCUCGCCCUGGUGGAGGCGCGCAACCGCCCGCUCAUCGACCUCGUCAUCGGAGACGAGUCGGAGACGUCGGCGACCGAAGUCUCCGCGCCCCACAGCCCUACAGCCGACCGACGUCGGGUUAUGCUGCUCCGUCAGCCCAGACCUCGCGCCGCGGAGCGCAGCGCCCCGCCCGACCCGCCGCCGCGCACCGCACCGCGCGCCGCCCCGCCCGCCGCACCGCGCGCCGCCCCGCCCGCCGCACCGCCCGCCCCGCCGCGCGACCUGCCCGCGCCAUUGCUCAAUAUCGGUGCGGGGGAGAGCGCGUCGGCCGUGACGUCACCGCUGUCGCCACCCGCCCCCGCCCCCGCCCCCGCUCCCGCCCUCGCGCCCGCCCCCGCCCCCGCCCCCGCCCCCGCCCCCGCGCCCGCCUCCGCGCCCGCCACGCCCGCGCCGCGCCUCACCAGAGACUCGCAGGGGUCGCUGGUGCGGCACAUCACGAAGCACGACAUCCGACUGGUGUCCACGGAGCGGCGAGCUCUGCCGCCCAUCAACGGCGAGGCGGACGCCCCGCAGUCCCCGCCCGCGCCCGCCCCCGGCCCCGCCCACAUGCCCGUGGCCACGCCCCCCUCUUCCACCUCGCGCGCGCUCUUCACCUCCUCCAAGACGCGCAGCCUCAAGAAGAAGAACUCUAUGCUGGCCAAGAGGCGCGAGGUGAGCGCGCGCGCGGUGGCGGCGCGGGGCGGCGCGGCGGGCGGCGCGGCGGGCGGCGGCGUGUGGCAGCGCGUGAGGGCGCGCACCGCUCAGCAGCCCCGCUGGGCGCGUCGCCAUCUGCUGCUGGCGCACAACCUGCUCUACGCCUACCGCUCGCCCGACUGCUCGCGCGCAGACUGCAUGAUCUACCUGGAGGGGUUCACGGUGUGCGCGGCGGGCGAGGUGAAGUCGCGCGCGCACGCCUUCAAGGUGUACCACACGGGCACCGCCUUCUACUUCGCGUGCGACUCCCGCGACGCCAUGCUGGCCUGGAUACAGCUCAUCCACCGCGCCACGCUGCUGCCCUCGCUGCUGCCUCACCCCACCACCACCGCCGCCACCACCACCGGCACGGAAAUCUUUAAGCAGUUUUCUGAAACGGAUUAUUCGGAUACCGAUUCCGAUACCGAGAGCUCGGAGAGGCGGCACGACCUGAGGGAGAGAGAGAGAGACAGGGAACGGGAGCGGGAGCGGGAUAAAGACAAGUCCAAGUUCGGGUCCCUCAAGAAGUUGACGCACCGCGCGCAGCGCAGCGAAUCGCAGGAGAGCGUCGCGCUCGGCCCCGCCAGCCUCGACAGAAAGUAUCUGCGCUUCUUCUCCCGACACCGCGCCAAGGACGAGCACAAACCUCGCAAGACGAGCCCGGGGCGGGCGGCGAGUCCGGGGCGGGCGGCGAGUCCGGGGCGGGCGGCGAGCGCGGCCAAGAGACUGCCCAAACCCAUCGACUACAUCCACGCCUCCAACCCCAACCUGCUCGACUUCGAGAAGAGCGACUUCGUCACCAAGCCGGCGAUACAAGUGCCGCGGCGUCCGGCGCACAAACCCGACACUCUGGUGGGGCUCGUCACCCUCGAGCAGUUCAUGCUGCAGCGCCAGGCCGAGGAGCGACAGCAGCGCGCCCCCGCCCCCGCCCCCUGCGCGUGUCCGCAGGAGCUGCGGGCGCAGCUGGGCCGCGUCGUGCCCGACGUCAUCUACGGCGAGCUGCGCGACCCCAAGCGCGACCUCAGACAAGACCCCAACAAGCGCGCCGCACACGGGCACUACAAGUACAUGCAGUGCUUGUGGUGUGAUGACUUGUGCGGUGACGUGUGCGGUCUGCUGCAGGUGCGAGCGUGCGGCGGGCGGGGCUGCGGCUGCGGCUGCGGCUGCGGCUGCGGCUGCGGCGGACUGGCGCGACUCGCUGCGCAGGAACCACAAGGUAGCCACUGCUACUGCCGCUGCUCGAUUUGUACAAUAAAAUCGAUGCGUUGGUUACACGUGCUAACACAUUCUGUACAACAUUCCAGCAGCUGGGUGAGCGGCGGCGGCGAGGAGGCGGGCAGCGGGGCGGGCAGCGGGGCGGGCAGCGGGGCGGGCAGCGGGGCGGCAGGCGGGGCGGGGGACGCGGCGGGCGGCGCGGCGAGCGGGCCUGGCGUAUCUCGUCUCAGGUUGAUGUUCGGCGGCGCGCGUCAGGUAAAUGAUGACUAUGACGAGCGUGACACCUCGGCGCCGCACAAAGUAAUGUUAUAUACAGGGGAGGAGACGUGUGCGUUACAGGAGAGCGGACGCGGCACGUACCCGCACCUGCAGUGUCCGCCCACAUUCCAGCCCGAGAGCUACUCCCUGGCGCACGCCGCCGCGCGCCGCCCGCGCACGCACCGCCCCGCACACGCCCCGCACGACUGA